This is a messenger RNA of Dermatophagoides farinae (American house dust mite), 4056 nucleotides long. RefSeq names its product Sno oncogene (gene Snoo). Lineage: Eukaryota; Metazoa; Arthropoda; Arachnida; Sarcoptiformes; Pyroglyphidae. Gene Ontology annotation, biological process: negative regulation of BMP signaling pathway. The record is from RefSeq and is a predicted model, not a curated record. Gene Ontology annotation, molecular function: SMAD binding; DNA-binding transcription factor activity, RNA polymerase II-specific; RNA polymerase II cis-regulatory region sequence-specific DNA binding. Gene Ontology annotation, cellular component: transcription regulator complex; nucleus; cytoplasm.
CAAACAAACAUUCUUCUUGUUGCUAAUCAUCGAAUCAGUCUGUGAUCGGUUGUAAUUCUAUUCGAAUGUUUUUGUUUGUAAUGUGCAUGUGAAUUUUGCGUUUUUUUUCAUAUAAAUUGUAUCAACAACAUUAAAAAAAUAUAUAAAAAAUUCUAUUCAGCUGUGAUGGACGGCAUUAUUCUUUUUAUAACAAGUCUAGAUAAAAUAAAAUAAACCAAAAGAACACGUUGCAAACAACUAAUAUAUACACCGACAAAUAAGAAGAAGAAAAAACGUUUGAGCACCCUCACGAAUAUGAGUGAAUCGUCGUCGUCGUCGUCUUGUGUUUGUUUGUGUGUUUUGUUUGUUUGUUGUGUCCUUCGAUGAUCAAUAAUAUGACAAUGUAAAAUUCGUAAUAGAUUCUUUAGAGAUUUGACAAAUUCAAAUGAAAUAAAAAAAAAUAGUUAUGAAUAUAGAAUUACUCGUGGGAAUUCGAUUCUAUCAUCAUUAUCGUCAUAUAAAAAGAAAAUAAUAAAUAUUCAAACAGAAUGCAACAAUCUCAUGCUCAAAAACAACAAUUUCAUCAUCAUCAUCAUCAUCAUCACAAUCAUCAUCAUCAUUCUUCUUCUAUUCAAACAUCAUCAUCAUCAAGUGUAUCGGAUUCUAUUGAUUCACAAUCAGAUUGUCAAUCAUCAAUUGAUUGUCCAGUUGAUUUAAGUAAAUUGAAUACUGUUGAACAACAACGUUCGGUCAUCUUUCCUCCAUCAUCAUCAUCAUCCACAUCCACAUCCACCACCAAUAUCAAUAAAGUUGAUACAAAUUCAUUAGAUACUAAUCAUCAUCAAUAUCAGUCGGCAACAACACCGAUCGUUAUGGAUCUAAGUGUGGCCAAUGUAAAUAAUAAUAAUGGCGAAAGCCAACAACAAUCAUCAACGACACCAACAGCAGCAUUAGAAUCUCAUUCUCGUCAUAUAAAAAAAGUGUUAAAACAUUAUCAAGCAGCAGCUACAUUAUCAUUAAAUGGACCAGAUUGGUUUCUUCCAAUCGUAUCAUCAUUUAGUGCUACAACAACCAAUGGCAAUAGUUCAAUGACGGCAUCUACAUCAUCACCAUCAUUACGAGUGAUUGAAGCAUCAUCAUCAUCAUCAUCGUCUUCAGUUGAUAAUGGAGCUUUGGAGCUUACCAAAACAUCAAAUUCGACUUUGAAUGUUGAUAACAAAGUUGGUACUGGAAAUGUGUCCACAACUCUCGAUUUACGCACAACAACAAAUUCAUCGACAACCAUGACUACAACUAAUAAACAAACGAUAUCACCAUAUUUGUCUACUAUUGGACAAUCCACUUGUAAGGCUCUUUCAACGAAUCGAUCAUCUUCGUCAUCAUCAUCAAUGAAAGAUCUGUUUGAUCCGUUAUUAGCGCCACCACCAUUUCCUAUACAACAACCGCCUUUAUUGACACCGCCAGAUCAAGGCCCAAGUCGUUCGGAAAGAUCUGAAACACGGCUUGAAGGUGAAUUUAUUGCCUGUUUUAUGGUCGGUGGUGAACGUCGUUUAUGUGUACCACAAAUAUUUAAUAUUGUAUUAAGAGAUUUUAGUCUACAACAAAUCAAUCAAGUGAUUGAAGAAUUACAGAUUAAUUGUUCAACCUGUACAAGAGAUCAAAUGGAAGUUUUAAAAUUAUCCGGUGAUAUACCACCAAUGGCUCCAAGUUGUGGUCUUAUAACUAAAACCGAUGCUCAUAGACUUUGUUCAACAUUAUUAGGAUCGGCUACCAGUGGUAGCGGCCCUGGUGGUGGUAAUAAUAAUAUUUCAUCGGGAAAAGCCGGGCUUGAUUUCCAUAAUACACCAUACAUUCUUGUAUAUCAUGAAUGUUUUGGCCGAUGUGUUGGUCGUUAUGCUCCUUCACUAUAUACACAUCAAUCGGCUCAAUGUAUCCAAUGUGAUGAAUGUAUGGCAUCAUUUGCGCCUUAUGCAUUUGUUUGUCAUUCACAUAAACCACGUGAAAAUCGUACUGUUCAUUGGGGUUUUGAUCCAACAAAUUGGCGUUCAUAUUUAUUACCAAUUGAAGAUCUAGCCAGUUAUGAAACAUCACCAUUAAUGGCUAUUUCAAAUAAUCUAUCCAUGUUAUUGGCUGAUUCAAAAAAUCUAAGUCAUUUAUUAUUAUUGGUGCAAAGUAGUAAAUCAACAUCGUCGUCAUCAUCAUCAUCAUCAUUGAUACCGCCAUGUUGUACGGGUGGAAGAAAAUCAUUGAAAUCAUCACAAUCAUCAAUGACGGCAGUAAUAGAUGCCUUAUAUCAAAGUAUUGGUGGUGGGAAAAAUAUCGAUAAUAUUCGAUCUAUAAUGAAAGAGAUGAAAUGUCGAUUCUCGAAACAAACAAUCUCAUCAUCAUCUACAUCAAAAUUAAAUUCAUCAUCAUCUCGUUUGAUGCAACCGUUGAUACAAAGCGGUAAUAAUCAUACAAAACGUAAAGAUAUGUUUGAUACACCGAUUCUAUCAUCAUCGUCAUCAAAAUCAUCUUCAUUGUUAAUGUCAUUGGAAUCUACAUUGAAUCAACAUCAACAACAAACAUCUAAUAAACGCAUUAAAUCGGAACCAUUGGAUCUACAUCAUCCUUCAUAUUCCAAUUGUAUUCAAGUUGGUGCAGCUAAUGCGGCUGCCGCUGCUGCUGCUGCUGCUGCUGAAGGUGUUGGUGGUAGCAAUUGUCAAUCAACAAAUAAUUUACAAACAAUGUCACCAUUUGUUUAUCCAUUUUUACAAUCAUAUCUAACUUCAGGUAUGAUGCCACCACCACCACAAUCGUUAACACAAAAACAAUUACCGUCCACAUCUUGUUCAAAUGAUGAAAAGCAACAAUUAGGCCAAAAAGAAUUUUUAAUGCAACAAAAACAGCCAACAACUAACACCACCACCAAUUAUCUGUCAGCAUUGUUAAACGGUGCUGCUGCUGCUGCUGCAGCAGCAGCCGCUGCAUCAGGAAAUUCAUCAUCAUCAUCAUCAUCAAUAACAAAUAAUUCAUCGAAUGCACUCAUUGCCAAUAUUUUGAAUACCAAAUCAUCGGAUUCAUCAGAUUCUUUGUCAUCAAUGCAGAAUAAAUUACAAUCGAAAGCAUUAUCAUCAUCAUUGUUCACAGCUAAUAAUAAUAAUAACGCCAAUCAUUUUUGUCAAUCAAAUCCAUUAGUUACUAUGAUGAUCAAUGGUGCUAAUAAUGCUGGCCGAUUAUAUAAUUCAUUCUAUGGUUCAUCUAAUGUCGAUUAUUCUUCAAUUGUUAAUCAGUCAUCUCGUAUGGCAUCUUCACAACCACCACAGCAACAACAAACAACAGCCAGUAGUAGUAGUAAUAGCCAUCCAAUUGAUCGAUUACUUGGUGAUUCAUUAUUAUUGGUCAAUCAACGCAAAGGAGAGCUGCUUGAUAUUAAUCCAUUGAAAAGUGAAUCUCAACGUUGUUCAACGUCACAAUCUCCUAAAGAAACAUUGACCGAUACAUUGAUUGGAGACAAUGUUCGAACGUCAUUGUCGUCGUCGUCGUCGUUGUUGUCGGCACCAAAGAAUCUAAAUUCAUCUAGUCAUCAACUAUAUGAAUCAACGGCGAUAAAAUCAUCAACAAACCAAAAGGAUAAUGAUGUCGAUAAUACUAGCCAACAAUCACACGGUGAUUUAUCUUGGCCAUUUGUUGCCGGUACAUCAGUUACACAUCAAAACAUGCAAUCAUCAGCAGCCAACAAUCAUCUAAAAUGGAAUCAAUGUGCAAAUAAAAAUUUAGCUGCACUAAUCUCACCAAACACAUUAAUGGAAGGUAAUCUAUACAAUACGAUACAUAUGUUACAAAAAAUGCGACAUUUAUGUUUCGAAUUGGGUAUGACCCCAAUUUAUUCGAGCCAUCAUCAUCAUCAUCAUCCACAUCAUCAUCGACGAAUCGAAAUUUUGUUUCCAAAGAAAAUGCUCAAUUAGAAGUGGAAACACGAAUACAGUUAUUGGGCCAAUUGAUCAAAGAUUCAUCGUUUGAUGCAUUGAAAAGAAAUCUAUCAAUGAUUGAAUAUCUGAUUGAUGAUAUUCUUGUACAUUUCAUUAAUAAUAAUCA